UUACAAACUUUAUUUUGCAGUGUGACUGGUUUCAUGCUAUGUAGAGAACCAAAAUUUUGCAUUACGUAAAAAAAUGUUAGCAAAUUCAAGUGUUGACAAAAAUUUGCUGUUGCUACCACAAUUUCGGUGCAGUUAUUUUGGAUAUCAACCCAGACAAUCCCAUACAAAUUCAAGUAUAGCCUAGUCCCGAAGAGUAAAAUGGACUGGGCUCACUGGUUUUCUGUUUUGUUUCAUAGUGUAACAGUUGAAUGCCAAAUAAAGUGAGGCGGCGCCAAGACAGGCGAGCUGCCGCCUGGACCGGCGCCGUUGAGUGGCCCUUUCGGGCCAUCCCACAUGGUCCCUGUGCCCCAUGAUGGACCACUCCCCCAUUGGGCCGCCUUGGAUGGGCCCACUCGUUUCGACCCCAUGCAUCUUGAGGCGGGCCUUCUCCCUUCUCUCCCUGGUGGGCUUGGGCCGUCAUGGCCUUUGGGCGGGGGUUGUGAGGCUGCUCCGCUUGCCGACGUCGGGAUGCCGCUAGGCUCGUUCUCGCUUUGCCUCUGACCGCUGGGCCGCCAGUGGUCGCCGGCGCCGCGUCGCCACCGGCGAGGGAUUUCCGUGUCAGCCCAGCCGCCUCUCUCCAUGGAUGUCGCCGGAAGGGAUCGCCUCCUCGGUAGUCGCGGUGUGGCCGCUGGGUGAGGAGGGCGAGGUUUCCUUGUCGCCGGUGCCCCCAGUCGGCCCAGCUGCUGACGCUCCGCUGACCUUCUCGAUCGUCGGUCUCGCCAGCCGCUGCGGGGCUUGACGACUCGCCGCCUCCUCGACGGUCUCCACCGACGCCCUUGCAGCCGUCCUUCGCCUGCUGCUCGCCUCCUCGGGAUGCCGUCACGUUGCGACCGCAGCGCGCGGCCGUUGUCGUCGGAGUCGCCGGAGGGUUCUCUGCCGCGGCCGCUUCAACCGCUGUCGCUGGUGGGUUCUUCGUCGAGGCAGCCGUCGCCGGCCGGCCCGCCGAUGUUGCUGGUGGGCUCUCCUCCGGGUCCGUUGUCGCUGGUCAGCUCGCCGCCACGGCCGCUGUCGCCGGCUCUCCUCCGCGGCCGCUGUUGCCGGCGCUGCUUCCGCCGUCUUCAUCUUGCUCGGCGCCAGGGUCUUCGUGCUCCCCCAUACCGCCGUCGUCGUCUCGUGCGUCGCCGCGUUCCGCCGGGCAGCCGUCGUCGUCUCGUGCGUCGCCGCGCUCCGCCGGCCCGCCGUCGUCGCUUCCCGCGCUGCCGACCUCGCUCCCGUCGCCGACGCCGCCGGACGUGCCGCCAACGCCACCAGACGUGCCCCUGCCGCAGUCGCCGACCCCUUCGCCGACUGUGCCGGCCUCUAGGUUCGCUGCCCUGCCGGCAGUGGGGGAGGCUAGCUUGCCCUCGGCUGCCGACGGAGGCGGUGGUGGCCGUGGAGGUGGUCACCGCGUCGCCGCCUUCAUCGCCGUCACUCCCGGAGGCCGUGGCUGCUGUGGCUUUCUUCGACGAGCUAGAUGCUUUGGCUGCCGGGGAGGAGGUUCCGGCUGUCUUCUGGCCGCCGCGGUCCCCGCCAAAACUACCUUCGCUGGCCUCCAUCCCUACCGCCAACACCGAGCGUUCUUCCUCCGCAGCUCAGCGCCCCUCCAUGGUGGAUGGGCCGGUGAUGGGAGAGGGGGCUCCGACGUCUCCUUCGCCGACGUCCGUGUCUGCAUCUGCUGCUGGGGAUGAGGCCCCGGCCAUGGCUGCCGCUAUUGGGCACGAGUCUGGACCGACUGUGGGAGAGGGGGCUGCGUGGCUAGCGGCCGUGGCAGUCCCUCCUUCCCCUGUGGCUGAUGGCGCGGAGAUCUUGUUCGACAUGCCGGUUGGUGGCGAGGAGAUCUUGUUCGACAUGCCGAUUCUCGCUCUUGAUCUCGACGGCCAGCCGAUGGCGUGCUCACUGCCUCCCUCGGUCGUGCAGAACGCCGCUCUUCGCGCCAUCCUCGCCAGCUGCUGCAAGCCUCUCUGUCCUGCGCCGCAUACUCCCCCCGCGCCUAUGGCACCUACCGUCGCGGCCGUGGGAGUGGUGCCGAAGCGCAGCAAGUGGAUUGCUGCCCACAUCGCGCUUGCUGGCCCGUGUCACAUGAUUACUCGCGCAUAGUGCAACCUGAUGCGCAAGCUCGAGAUGGUGCCCAACGAGGGUCCGGUCCUGGCACAGGCCUUGGCAGACUUCGACGCUCUCUUCACUGAGCCCCUCUCGCAGGACCACAUCAUCGCCCUCUCUGCACUCCUCUCUAGCUCGCUGCCUCCUGCGCAGGCGAUUGAGAUGUUGUCUGCCUGCGGUUGACCCUUUCCCUUGUCUUCCCCUUCUCUGCGUGGUCUCUUUUCUAUGGGAUCAUGUAAUGAGAACAUUUUGGUGUGGAACGUGCGGGGUCUGAACUCUCGCGCCCGCCGGGAUGCGGUUUGUGAUGUGGUUCGUGACGAGCGGGUCUCUCUUCUCUGUCUUGAGAAAACAAAAAUGGAUGUCAUCCCGUCUCGUAUUAUUCUGGAAAUGUUAGGCCUUGAGUUUGAUUAUUCUUUCUUGCCUGCUGUUGGUCGGUUUGGGGGUGUGUUGCUUGCCUGGUGGACGGCCGUCUAGUCGGUCUCGGAUGUUCACCUUGCGGAAUUAUCUCUUACCGCGUUGGUUCGGCACCACUCCGAUGAUGCCCCCUGGUGGCUCUCCAUCGUCUAUGGGCCAUAGGAAGAACCAAAGAAACUUUGGUUCCUGGAUGAGCUUCGGAUGCUACGAUCCUCUUGCUCAGGUCUGUGGGCUGUUGCAGGCGGUUUCAACCUUAUCCUCGACUCCCAGGACGAGAACAACUUGAAUCUCAAUCGCCGAAUGAUGGGCCACUUUCGUCGAUUGAUCGAUGAGUUGGACCUCCGGGAGUUGCCGCUUCACGGCCGUCGUUUCACAUGGAGCAACGAGCAUGACUCUCCUACGCUCGUCAAGCUAGAUCGUGUUUUCUUCUCUACGGAUUGGGAGGAGCUCUUUCCCCCAUGUCUUCUUCAAGAAGCCUCCUCUGUUGCCUUUGAUCACUGUGCUCUCCUGCUUCAUUCCUGCGUCGAUUUGCCGAGAGCUUUCGGUUUGAAGCCAUUUGGCGCAAGUUCGACGGCUUCCUUCAAGUUGUGCAGGACGCCUGGCAACCUCCGUCCAACCUUCCCCCUCUCGCCGCGCUUGCCUGGUGUUUCACCAACACAGCUAAGCGCUUGCAGAGCUGGGGCGACCGUCACAUUGGUAGCGUCCGUCUCCACCUUCAAAUGGCGAAGGAGCUUGUCUUCCGACUUGAUGUCACGCAAGAGAACCGGUCUCUUUCUCCCUUGGCGACCUAGUUGUGGCGGGACUUGAAGCUGAAACGCCUCGGGCUUGCCUCUCUUGAGCGCACCAUAGCUUGCCAGCGUUCGUUCUUGAUCUGGCUCAAGGAGGGUGACGCUAACACCAAGUUUUUCCACUAUCACGCUAGGGCCUGAAGGCGAAAGAACUUCAUCACUCACCUUUGAGAUGGAGACCAGCUCAUCGUUUCACAUGAUGAGAGCUUUAAGAGCUCGUCUCCACUCACUUUGGAUCUAUCUUGGGGACGUGCGUUGAGCUUGAUCUCGCUCUUGACCUUCACUCCCUUGGCCUCAGCCCUAUGCAGCUUGGGGGGCUAGAUGACCCGUUCUCGGAGGAGGAGGUGUGGGCGGUGAUUAAGUCUUUGCCUUCUGACAAGGCGCCUGGUCUUGAUGGGUUCACGGGUCGGUUAUACAAGACUUGCUGGUCGGUGAUUAAGUCGGAGUUCUUGGCAGCUCUCAACUCCCUCUUUUUGACUAAAGGCCGGGGAUUUGCCUCCCUUAAUGAUGCCCUCAUCUCCCUUCUGCCAAAGAAGGAUGUGGUCGUUGACGUCAAGGAUUUUUGACCGAUUAGCCUCAUCCACAGCUUUGGGAAGUUGUUCUCCAAGAUCCUGGCUUCCCGUCUCUCUCUCCACCUUGACGGGCUUAUGGCGGCCAAUCAAAGUGCCUUCGUCAAAGGUCGAUCCCUCCACGACAACUUUCGCUAUGACCAACUCGCGGCAAGGGCCCUCCAUGCCAGGCGCACUCUCCGCCUCCUUCUCAAGGUGGACAUCGCAAAGGCCUUUGACACGGUCAGUUGGCCAUUCUUGCUUCAGGUGCUUGCUCAUCUCGGGUUCAGUUAGCGUUGGCGGGAUUGGAUCUCCCUCAUCCUCAGUGCCUCCUCUUCCCGAGUGCUGAUCAAUGGGGUGCCUGGUCCACGCUUCCCUCACCGAAUGGGUCUUCGGCAAGGAGAUCCUCUAUCCCCUAUACUCUUCAUUCUAGUCAUGGAUGUGCUCAAUGUGAUGCUCUGUAAGGCCUCCGACUCGGGCGGGUUCCUUCAGCUUAACGAUCGU
Messenger RNA from Oryza sativa Japonica Group (Japanese rice), 4372 nucleotides. The record is from RefSeq and is a predicted model, not a curated record. Lineage: Eukaryota; Viridiplantae; Streptophyta; Magnoliopsida; Poales; Poaceae.